UUUUGACGUCUCGAGAACUCGCCGUGAAUAUGUACAUACACAAUCCAUACACGCAUACUUGACGUAUACGCGUGAACACAAUACGAGUAUACGAUAAUUUUGCGAGGGAAACAAACAAUGCAUUUUUAUAAACUGUUUCGAGAAAUCAAACUAUCAGCGAAUCUCAAAACUGACUGAAUUCUCACUCCUCGUUGUUACGGGGCACGGUAUCUAUUCCUUAUAAUUAUUUAAUUACCCAUUGAUAAAAUAGAAUCAAGGAAAAAGUUUUCUUGUUAGUAGAAAUAAUUAGUUAUAAUGUAAGCAACCGACGAAUCCAACAACAUUCCAAUGGCAUCGAGGCUUCGGUUUAGUAGUGAAUCCACGACACGUCAACACUCUCAUGAUCUAUUGUCUAGUCCGAUCAAUCAACUUGCGCAGUUGGUUUAACCCGUCAACAUCAUGGAUGUCGAACAAGUUGUGGAGGAAGCGAGUAAAAAUGAGGAGCCAAUAGACCAGACGGAGAGUCAGUCUGCUAAAAAGCACUGUGCUUCAACUUCGCCUCAUCAAGUAGCGACGACGUCGGAUAUCAAAGUUGCAACUGAUCCGAAAAAUUCUCAGAUUCGCAUUGUCAAGGGUACCAAAAAAAUCAGAAUCGACUCGGGUGAUUUCACUCACUCGAGCGACAAAAAAGACACAAAGGAUGAUGAGAGCAUUGAGGCUAAAGUUGUCCGGUCUUUAAAAAGAUCAUCCGAAUUGUGGUCCAUGGAGGACAAGAAUACAUUUUUCAAAGCGAUUAACGAGUACGGCAAGGAUUUUGAUGCCCUUCAAAGUUACUUUCUGAGUCAAGGAAAGAAGAAAGGAGUAGCCGAGCCAAAAAAUAAAGAGCAAAUACGUCACUUCUAUUAUCGAACAUGGCAUAAAAUAUCUAAGCACCUUAAAUUCUCCGAAGAUGUUAAAAAAGCUUCCCAAGAAUUGUACGGACUCAUUAACUAUGGCGAAUUGAGGAGAAAAAUGCCAAGAAUGCACGAAAAAGCUCAGCUUAAAUUAAAUGAACUCAUUUACUGGGGAUCCACUCAAGUUAGACUGAGAGGAAAAACGUUGCGAAUCAAAACUCCGAUUUGUAGAACGUUGAGGAAACUUAAUCAGCUUGAAGAUUGGCAGGAAGAAAUUAAGCUUCCAUCGAGAGUGAGCAUAGAAUUACGCCCUGGGAACAAUUUGGCUUGGUGGCAAGUGCAGGCGGCUGCAAUGAAUCCAAGAGUACGUGCCCUGGUUCCAAUUCAACGUCGCUUAUCAACGUUAUUGAUAUUCUUGCAGCAACGAUGGCGUUCUUCAAAAUACAAAAGCUGCGCUAACAUUGAGAGUCAAGCAGGCGGAGAUCUCAAAGAAUCCAGACUGUUGCGGGUAGCUCCACCGGACGGAUGUAAAAUAUCUUUGCCGACUGUUAAUCUUGGGGAAUAUCUCACCAGCGAUAGUGUUAGUUUGAACUCUUAUGAAAAAAAGCUCUGUCUCAAAAGUUCAAAACUUGAGCUGCUUGGAUCGGUGCAACAGUUGAAAGGCGUUGGUAGAAAAAGAAUAAAGAAAAAUAGAUCUGAUAGAAGAUUACCGAGUCGCACGGAUGAUCAGGCACUUCCCACAGAUAAUAACAGCGACGUCGAUGCCACAGAUUCGACCUUAAUGGACAAAACUUUAUUUGGCAAUGAUCGACCGGUAUCAGAACACCCAAAUGGACCUAAUAGGUUUCCUGGUAGAGAAAAUGUGUCUAGAAUACGUCUAGGGUGGAACAACGAAGAAGCAAAUACCAUUACAGUUGGAGAUCUGUAUCUUAUGUUUGGUCGGGACUCAAAAAUACUUUUGGAAUAUUGGUGGGACCCGCCAAAUAGAGAGGCGCAAAUGCAGCUCACAGACAAGCCGAAAUCUAUUAGCAGUUUUUACGACGACACUUUAUCUUUGGCGCUGCAAAAAUUAUUGUCUAUAGCCAAGCACAGCUAUGGCGCAAGUAAGGGAUACGAAAAUAAUUCAGGAAGCAACGAAACAGUCGUAUCGUCACGUAUUUUGUCAACUAAGGAUUCGACGUUUAGACGCCCUCUGAUCCCGCAGCCAUAUCACAAAAUUGGUCCGUCGGAUUCUUUCAAAUCCCAGCUUGACAAAUUCAAAUACCGUUACGGUAAACGAGCGAGGACGGUGCGGCAAAAAAAUCUCGUUCAACGCGUUGUACCUAUGCAGAUAUCAAAGCCUCCCGAGAAUCCGGAGGCUUUUAUCCACGAAGAAUCGGGCGGACAUCCGCUAUUGCAGGGUCCAAUUAAAAACGAGUAUGAAAAAAAUCAAGAUACUGAUGAGUUUGACGAGCAGCAGGGCAACGAUACAGAGAGAAAACAUUUCUUAGGCGUCUUGUCGUCCGAUGAAGCUCAAUCCAAUAAACCAUGCAAUUCAAUAAUCACUAGUGCAACUCAAAUCCUCAAAGAAGGGGAACAGCAGUGGUUAAACAGCGAGGUCGCCGACUUUUCCCUCAGCAGCUUCUUAGGUCAGCUUGAAUCGCCGGUAAAAAUUUCUCAACAAAGUCAAGCUGGGGGGCAUAUUGCGGAAGACACUCGACCAGCAUCAGACGUCGUAUCACAAAUGCAAGGAUUGAUGGGAGAAAACAGCGUUGACUACCUCGCCAAAUUCGCCAAUCUCGCAUCGCAAAUAGCUUACGACGACCAUCACAAGAAUAAAUGAACUUACAUCGAUAUAAUCCAUAAAUAAUGCCGGAAUCAGCAGAUGAAGUUGGAGUGUAAAUAAUAAAAAUAAA
This is a messenger RNA of Diprion similis, 2767 nucleotides long. RefSeq names its product protein cramped-like (gene crm). Gene Ontology annotation, molecular function: chromatin binding. Gene Ontology annotation, cellular component: nucleus. The record is from RefSeq and is a predicted model, not a curated record. The transcript is spliced from 11 exons. NCBI's taxonomy places the organism in Eukaryota, Metazoa, Arthropoda, Insecta, Hymenoptera, Diprionidae. Gene Ontology annotation, biological process: pattern specification process. Bases 439 to 2694 code for a protein of 751 amino acids.